Messenger RNA from Telopea speciosissima, 2059 nucleotides. Its product is annotated as serine/threonine-protein kinase PBL34-like. The transcript has 6 exons. NCBI's taxonomy places the organism in Eukaryota, Viridiplantae, Streptophyta, Magnoliopsida, Proteales, Proteaceae. Bases 326 to 1603 code for a protein of 425 amino acids. The record is from RefSeq and is a predicted model, not a curated record. Gene Ontology annotation, molecular function: ATP binding; protein kinase activity. Gene Ontology annotation, biological process: protein phosphorylation.
UGAACAAGAGAACAAACUGAGACCAAGAGAGAGAAAAGUUGAGAGAGAGAACGCUAACCAUCUAAUAUAGAAAAGAUGGUGGAAAAAAGUUCUUUUUGUACAUUCUGGGGUGAUGGUGAUGAUGAUGCCUGCAAUAUCCUGCAAAAAUAACAAUAAAUUCACUCCACUUACACUUCUCUCUCUUCUCUUGACUGCUUUUGCCCCCUUCUUUUUCUUCUCAUACCAUGGAAGCUCUCUAAUUCUUGUUACUCAUCUUGGGCUGCCUUUUUCCUUCUUCUGAAUUGGUUUUACUGACAGCCCAUGAAGCUAGAACGAAUAAGGAAGGAUGGAGAAGUGUGGGUGCUGGAUGGCACUCAAGCGAGGCGUUAAGGGAGCCUGCAAGUCCUCUGCUUCCAGAGAUUCUGUUAACACUCUUCCUCGUACUAGUCUUGUUUACGACGCUGCCACUGAGACUCGAUAUUUGAAUGCCAGUAACCGGGACCUCACUGCUCCUCAUGAGGCUCAGCUCUCCUCUGAAAACCCUGAUCUACCACCUUCGGAGAAGAAACCUUAUCAUCAAUUGCUUCAGUUUAGUUUUCAGGAGCUUAAAUCUGCCACUGGAAAUUUCAGACCUGACAGUAUUCUUGGGGAAGGUGGGUUUGGGUAUGUUUUCAAAGGAUGGAUAGAGGAGAAUGGGACAGCUCCAGCAAAACCAGGUUCAGGUAUCACGGUCGCAGUUAAAAGUCUGAAACCAGAUGGCCUUCAGGGGCAUAGAGAAUGGGUGGCUGAGGUUGACUUCCUUGGACAGCUUCACCACCCUAAUCUUGUAAAACUUAUUGGGUACUGUAUUGAAGAUGAUCAACGGCUGCUUGUCUAUGAAUUUAUGACCAGAGGAAGUCUUGAGAACCAUCUUUUCAGAAGGACACUGCCUCUUGCAUGGGCCAGCAGGAUUAAAAUUGCGCUUGGUGCAGCUAAAGGACUGGCCUUUCUCCAUGGAGGUCCUGAACCAGUCAUUUAUAGAGACUUUAAGACAUCUAACAUAUUGCUUGAUUCAGAAUACAAUGCGAAGCUUUCAGAUUUUGGCCUGGCAAAAGCUGGUCCCCAGGGAGACAAAACACAUGUUUCUACUAGGGUUCUUGGAACAUAUGGAUAUGCUGCUCCGGAAUAUGUUAUGACAGGGCAUUUGACAUCGAAGAGUGAUGUUUACAGCUUUGGGGUAGUGUUACUUGAAAUUUUGACAGGUCGAAGAUCAAUGGACAAAAACCGACCUAGUGGGGAACAAAAUCUUGUUGCAUGGGCUCGACCAUACUUGGCAGAUAAGAGGAAACUUUACCAGCUUGUGGAUCCUCGUCUGGAACUCAACUACUCUGUUAAAGGGGCACAAAAGGUGGCUCAGUUAGCUUACUACUGCCUCAGCAGGGACCCUAAAUCUCGCCCUUCAAUGGAUGAAGUCGUGAAGGGUCUUACCCCAUUGCAAGAUCUCAGUGAUUUUGCCAUCUAUUCUUAUCAUGCCCGUUCAUCUCAACAAGGGCGACGUAGAAAAAAAUCAGAUGGGACUCGACCACUCACUUACACCCAGUCCAAGAGCAUCAGGGAUUCCCCCUUGAAUACUGGUAAGCACUAAGAAGCAUUGUAGAUAAUCAAGAUGGGUUCAUUUCUGUACUUACCUGAUAUCCACUUCCACCCUACUAUGUAUUCCCUCUGGUUGGCACAAUCUAUGAUCUGAACCAAUUGUUGGGAUGAGGCUUCUUGUUAACGAAAUGGGUGGGUGACGGCAUGUGCCAAGUGCAGAUUUUUCUGCAUGGAUCUUUGGGUGUUUGAGAUCCAGAACAGCCAGGACAACUGAGUGGCCAAAGAGCUGGCACAUUUUGAGGAAGGUGCACUACAUUCUCCUAUUUGUCUUGUGAAAUGUAGAUCUAACCAUUGAAUUGGGGUUGUUUUUCGUAUUCAUGCCAGUGUUGCAAUUGGGGUAUGUCAUCAGAAGUAGAUAAAUGCUACAUUUCCAAGAUUGAUAUUUGCAAAAUGUCUUGAAUUUGAAUUACUUGAGAGUUUGGGAAAUCAGAUUUUGAUUCGUCUCCAA